AUGGCCAUCCCUCAACCCACCCUCUCCCCCUCUCACUUCCACCGCAUAACAAACACUUCCAACCCCUCCAACCCUACCCUCGACAUCGUCAACGACCACGGCACCCAAAACAGCACCGGUCUCCUCAAACUAACCCGCGAAGGCUACUACUCAGGCCAAUUUUGGGCUUUCGUCCCCUCACCCUCAACCUCAAUCCCCAACUCCUACCGGCUCCGUACAUGGUGGCUAGGUCCAAACCGACUCCUCGACGUCUACGCAGAAGAUACUUCGAAAGCGGUGUUGAGACGGGCGGACGACACGCCGCAUGCGCUUGAUUGGAGGAUUGGCGAGUGGGACGAUGGGAACUGGUGGAUUGGGAAUGAAGCAGGUGGUGUACUGAAGGUUAUGGAUGUUGGUGGGGAGGAUGGGAGGAGGGUUGUGUUGAGGGAGAAGGAUGAAGGGGUCAAGACGCAGAGGUGGAGGAUUGAGGUUAUUAGGGAGAUUAGUGAGGACGAGUUUUAUGAUAGGCCUGCUACACCAGAGGGGGGAGAGGGCUGUGUGUGA
Molecule: messenger RNA, 543 nt
Organism: Alternaria metachromatica
Lineage: Eukaryota; Fungi; Ascomycota; Dothideomycetes; Pleosporales; Pleosporaceae
Exons: 1
Coding region: 1-543 (180 amino acids)
Source: RefSeq, a predicted model, not a curated record